Molecule: messenger RNA, 996 nt
Organism: Penicillium verhagenii
Lineage: Eukaryota; Fungi; Ascomycota; Eurotiomycetes; Eurotiales; Aspergillaceae
Exons: 3
Coding region: 1-996 (331 amino acids)
Source: RefSeq, a predicted model, not a curated record
AUGACUCCCAGAAUCUUCGUUACUGGCGCCGCCGGCUACAUCGGUGGUCACACCACCGGAGCCCUCAUCGCCGCUCAUCCCGAGUACCAAAUUGUGACACUCGUCCGGAAUGAAGAGCAAGCUGCAAAGCUUCAGUCUCACUGGCCGACGAUCAUCACCGUCGUGGGAACUCUCGAUGAUGACAAGCUGAUCAAGGAGGAGAGCGCCAAGGCCAAUGUGGUUCUGCAACUCGCAAGCUCUGACCACAUUCCCGUCGUGAACUCUGCCAUCGCCGGACUAGCAAUUGGCGGUGGUAAAUUGAUCCACAUUUCCGGAACUGGUGUUCUCAAUGACAUGUCGACUGGCGCCGGUAACCCAGCGCCCCGAGUGUACGAUGAUGUGGAAGAUCUCAAGGAUAUCACCUCGCUUCCCGAGACUGCUUUCCAUCGUGAUGUCGAUGAUGCUGUUCUGACCGGUGGAGCUAAGCACGGCGUUCCCACUGCCAUUGUCUGCCCUCCCCUCAUCUACGGUGUGGGCCAGGGUCCGAUCAAGAAGCGGAGCAUGCAGAUUCCUUUCCUCGGCGAGGCAAUUUUGAAGCGGGGACGCGGUUUCACUGUUGGUGAGGGCAAGAAUAUCUGGGAUCAUAUCUACAUCGGAGACUUGGCGAAGGCUUUUAUCCUUUUGAUUGAAGAGGCGCUCAAGCCGCAAGGUGGAUCUGCUCAGUGGGGCUCGGAAGGAUAUUACUUUGCUGAGUCGGGCGAGUUCGCUUGGAAGGACGUCGCUGAGAAGAUCUCACAAAUUGCCAAGGAACUUGGAAACAUUGAUAGCGCUGAUGUCGAUCAAUUAUCCGUUGAGGAGGCUAGCAAGUUUCACCCUUGGGCCCCGGUCCUGUGGGGAGGCAACUGCCGCAGCAGAGCGACACGCCUGCAAUCACUCGGUUGGAAGCCUCAGGGCCCCACUGUUUGGGAGGCUCUUCCCGCUAUGGUCAAGGCUGAAGCGGAUGCACUCGCAAAGUGA